AGAAAGGGACGUAAGGGGGAUUUUGGAAAAUGUCGUGGGAGCGAAGUGGCAAUAGUGAAAUAAGAGUUGAGAUUAGCACCAAGCAGAAGCGGAGUAGCGCUGAGUCUAAACUCGAAACGGGAGAGAGAGAGAGAGAGAGAGAGAGAGAGAAGAGGAACCGUCUUCGUUAAGGUCAAAUUUCCUCAACCACCAACUAACACGUAUCGCCGGAGUUCUCCGCCGCCGCGCACGGCGAAUCCCGACGCCUCUCAAUUUAUGCUAUAUUCGAUCGCCUGCGUUCCGCGACUCUCGUCGACGGAAUUCCCGGUGACUUACCGGUGGCCCGUAGAAAAUAGUUUAUCUCCUUAUUAUGAAGAAUCAGACCAAGGACAACGGUGGCAGCAAGAGCAGCAAUGGAUUCGUUCCUUCUUCCUUCAAGUUUAUAUCGUCUUGCAUUAAGACGGCGUCCUCCGGCGUACGUUCCGCCGGCGCCUCCGUCGCUGCCUCCUUAUCCGGCGAAGGACACGACCGUAGAGACCAGGUGCUUUGGGCUUGCUUUGACAGGCUAGAACUAAGUCCGUCUUCUUUCAAGCAUGUCCUCUUACUUGGUUAUUCCAAUGGCUUUCAAGUUCUUGACGUGGAAGAUGCCUCUAGUGUCAGGGAACUUGUGUCUAGACGUGAUGAUCCAGUUUCCUUUUUACAGAUGCAGCCUGUUCCUGCAAAAUCAGAAGGUUGUGAAGGAUUUGGAGCAUCCCACCCUUUACUGUUGGUUGUUGCAUGUGAUAAAUCAAAGAUCCCCGGUAAAAUGCUAAAUGUAAGAGAUGGCCAUAACGAAGCUCAAGCGGAAAAUAUUGUUAGCUCAGCUACAGCAGUUCGGUUUUACUCAUUAAGGUCCCAUACCUACGUUCACGCUCUGAGAUUUCGUUCAACUGUAUACAUGGUUAGGUGCAGUCCUCGACUGGUGGCGGUUGGUCUAGCUACGCAAAUAUAUUGUUUUGACGCUCUUACACUUGAGAAUAAAUUCAGUGUUCUCACUUACCCCGUACCUCAGUUGGGAGGACAAGGAAUGAUUGGGGUUAAUGUUGGCUACGGUCCUAUGGCUGUAGGUCCUCGGUGGUUAGCUUAUGCCUCAAACAGCCCAUUGUUGUCAAACACUGGUCGCCUGAGUCCUCAGAGUCUUACUCCUCCUGCUGGCAGCCCAUCGACAUCACCCAGCAGUGGAAACCUGGUAGCUCGAUAUGCCAUGGAAUCUAGCAAGCAUUUGGCGGCAGGGCUGAUCAAUCUUAGUGAUAUGGGAUACAAAACAUUGUCUAAAUAUUAUCAAGAUCUAAUACCUGAUGGAUCUAGCUCUCCUGUAUCGUCAAGCUCAAGUUGGAAAGUUAGUCGAUUUGCAUCAAAUUCUACAGAAACAGAUACAGCCGGGAUGGUUGUUGUCAAGGACUUUGUUUCUAGAGCUAUUGUGGCACAAUUUAGGGCUCAUACUAGUCCAAUAUCUGCAUUAUGUUUUGACCCAAGUGGGACACUUUUGGUUACAGCCUCAAUUCAUGGCAACAACAUUAAUAUAUUUCGAAUUAUGCCAUCCUGCUCAAAAAGUGGACCAGGUUCUCAAAGCAGUGAUUGGAGCUGUUCACAUGUGCACCUUUACAAGCUCCACCGUGGCAUGACAUCUGCUGUAAUACAAGAUAUUUGCUUUAGCCAUAACAGUCACUGGGUUGCCAUCAUUUCCUCCAAGGGAACUUGUCAUAUUUUUGUUCUUGCUCCUUUUGGUGGUGAGACAGUUCUUAAGAUGCACGAUCAAGACACAGAUGGGCCUGCUCUUUUGCCAGUUUUUCCUCUACCAUGGUGGUUCACUCCACAUUUCACAGUAAAUCAGCAACAAUUGAGCCUGACACCCCCACCUCCUGUUGUUCUUUCAGUGGUUAGUAGAAUAAAGAAUAGUAAUGCCGGAUGGCUCAAUACAGUUAGUAGUGCGGCAUCUUCUGCAGCAGGGAAAGUUCCAAUUCCAUCUGGUGCUGUUUCUGCUGUCUUUCACAGUUCCAUUCCUCAUGUUUCACAGAAUGCAUACUCAAAAAUUCAGGCUAUGGAGCACUUGUUAGUUUAUACCCCUUCUGGUCAUUUAAUUCAAUAUAAACUACUACCACCAUUGGUGGCAGAUUCAAGUGAAACUACUUCAAGAACAGCCCUAGUUCCAUUAGCACAGAUACAAGAAGAAGAUUUGCGUGUGAAGGUUGAACCUGUUCAGUGGUGGGAUGUCUGUAGGAGAUAUGAUUGGCCAGAAAAAGAAGUGUGUGUAUUGGGGAAUACUGUCGGUGGACUGGAAGCUGAAGAAAUGAUUUUGGAUAAUUCAGAUUAUGAGGUUAAUAGAAUCGGGAGCAAUAAUUCUAUAAAACUUAAUAAACAAUGUCAUUUCUCAAAUGCAGAGGUACAUAUAAGCUCUGGGCGGAUACCAAUUUGGCAGGAGUCCGAGGUCUCUCUCUUUGUGAUGAGUCCUUUGAAAGCUGCUGGAGUGCCAGAUUUGUAUGAGCUUAUUACUAGGGGGGAAAUUGAAAUAGAGAGUAUUCAAGCUAAUGAGAUUGAAAUAAAACAGAAAGAUCUGUUGCCCAUCUUCGAUCAUUUCCACAGAAUUCAGUCUACUUGGGGUGACAGAGGUAUUAUUAUGGGACGGUGCUCUAGCUCUUCGUCUGAUUCCCAUGGAAAUGAGGAGAAGUUGUCAGAAGAAGCUGCAAUUUUCAAUUCAAAAUUGACGGUACCUGGUCAAGCUGUCAAGACGUUUGUUGGUGCCUCAAGUUUUGACAAUGCUAUAACUGCAAAGGUUAAAUCAUCAAAUCAUGAUAAAGCCAAUGACAGUUUCAAUUCAAGUUCUAGUGGCUGUGAAUUGAAUAUGAAUGUUAUUUGUGAGGAGUCAAUACGUGACUCACCAGACUUCGAUCAAUUUUUUCAAGAAGGUUAUUGUAAAGCAUCAGUUGAUUGUCAUGAAUCAACAGAAGUCAUAACAGAAGUGGAUUGUAGCAGUCCCUGUGGCAGGGAAAAAUCUGAUGAAGAUGGUGAUAAUGAUGACAUGCUUGGCGAUGUAUUUGACUUCUCUGAAGAAGGUUGACGAUCACUAAUCUUAUGCUUGCCUCCCUCUGAACUACUGUAAAUUGGUCCUGUAAAGGAGAAAUUAAUUGACAAAUGCAGGUGAUUUCCUUGCAACAACCUAAAUGCACUGACCAUUGAUUCAAGGAAUUUGUUGUUUUUCCCUUUCAAUAUUCCUUCCCAGUCCAAUGAUUCUUCUCACCUUCUAAUUUCAUGUAAAUGAUGUAAUUGAAAUUCAGAACUACAAAUUAUUUGUGUGGGUUCUGGGUGGGUUCUGUGCGUGUGUAUUAUAUUUUUUUCUUCAUAGUUCAUUGCUUUGGAGGCAAAGCGAACUGGCCAAAGAGAAAAGGGGGAGAGAGGGCAGAUAGUUUGAUUGUUUUACCCUGCUCUCUUAUGUUUCGUUUGUGCUGGGUUAUUUAUAUUUUUCGUCACAGUCUUUGCUUAAUUCAAGAGAUUCAUUUGUCCAUUGCAAAA
This is a messenger RNA of Vigna radiata var. radiata (mung bean), 3528 nucleotides long. RefSeq names its product autophagy-related protein 18h. The transcript has 9 exons. Bases 350 to 3076 code for a protein of 908 amino acids. Gene Ontology annotation, biological process: response to starvation; autophagy. Gene Ontology annotation, molecular function: protein binding. The record is from RefSeq and is a predicted model, not a curated record. Gene Ontology annotation, cellular component: cytoplasm. Lineage: Eukaryota; Viridiplantae; Streptophyta; Magnoliopsida; Fabales; Fabaceae.